Molecule: messenger RNA, 843 nt
Organism: Aspergillus chevalieri
Lineage: Eukaryota; Fungi; Ascomycota; Eurotiomycetes; Eurotiales; Aspergillaceae
Gene: phb1
Product: prohibitin subunit PHB1
Exons: 2
Coding region: 1-843 (280 amino acids)
Biological process (GO): mitochondrion organization
Cellular component (GO): mitochondrion; membrane
Source: RefSeq, a predicted model, not a curated record
AUGGCUGCAAACGCCCUACACAACCUCUACCGUCUAGCCAUCCCCGUCGCUACGGGUGCGGCUCUCGUCAACGCCUCGUUGUACGAUGUCCGCGGCGGAACCCGGGCAGUCAUCUUCGACCGAUUGUCGGGAGUGCAGGAGACAGUGGUCAACGAGGGCACGCAUCUUCUGGUUCCGUGGUUGCAGAGAGCUAUUAUCUACGAUGUCCGUACGAAGCCGCGCAAUAUCUCGACGACAACAGGGAGUAAGGAUUUGCAGAUGGUUAGCUUAACGCUGAGAGUUCUGCACCGGCCUGAUGUUCCCAAGCUGCCGGCCAUCUACCAGUCCUACGGUACUGACUACGACGAACGUGUCCUCCCCUCCAUCGGCAACGAAGUCCUCAAAGCCAUCGUCGCCCAGUUCGACGCCGCCGAACUCAUUACCCAACGUGAAGCCGUCUCCAACCGGAUCCGAACUGACCUCAUGAAGCGCGCCUCCCAGUUCAACAUUGCCCUCGAAGACGUCUCCAUCACCCACAUGACCUUUGGAAAGGAAUUCACCCGCGCUGUCGAGCAGAAGCAGAUUGCCCAGCAGGACGCUGAGCGGGCACGGUUCAUCGUCGAGCGGGCCGAGCAGGAACGGCAGGCAAACGUCAUCCGUGCGGAGGGUGAAGCUGAGAGUGCGGAUAUUAUUAGCAAGGCGGUGGCUAAGGCUGGAAGUGGGUUGAUUGAGAUUCGGAGGAUUGAUGCAAGCAAGGAAAUUGCGAAUACGCUGUCAAGUAACCCGAAUGUUACUUACUUGCCCGGUGGUGAGGGCAAGGAGGGUGGAAAGAGCACGAGCUUGUUGUUGGGCUUGAGGGGUUAA